AUGUCUUCAACAAACGGUUCUAAUCGUCCACCAUCUGGGUUUGUCUCAAUUCCUGUUGAAAUCAUUCGUGAACCGAAGCCGGCUGGCUCAGAUUCACAUUCAAGGCAUAAUUCUCCAUUUCGAACACUUUACAAUGACAAUGUAUAUACUGGAUUUUCAGAUCCUCAUUCUUGGGGUUCGAAUUCACCUAGCCGGUUUCAAACACGACCAGGCUUAAAUCCAACAACAUUUGAUCGCCCAAUGCCAAGUUCACAAUUUAAUCAACCAUUCAAUGAUUUCAAUUCAUAUCAAACACAUCAAGAACCUCAAUUUUAUCAACAACCACAACAACGAAUAUACGAACCAGGUUCAUCACAUUUUCGUCGUUCUAGCGAAGAUCUGUUGUCAUCACCGUUUGAUUCAAAUCGUUUUACUACUCUACCACAAUAUACUUCAUUUAUACCAUCUACAUUUGGUAGUGCUUUUCGAACUGAUUCAGAUUUCGUUCAACCAAACAAAUUUUCAAAUAAUUUUCGUCGAUCAUUCGAUGCUCUUAAUGAUUUUGCAGAUAUGCAUCAAAGUUUUCCGAUGAGUCAACAAUAUCCAUUCGAACAACAACAAUCUCAACCCCAACCUCAACCCCAAUCUCAACCCCAACUCCAACCCCAGCUCCAACCUCAGCAACAACAACAACAACAACAACCCUAUUAUCGAUCAACAUUUCAAACACAAUACCAACCACAACCUCAACAGCCACAGCAGCCAACUUAUGCUAACCAAGCUUAUAUUAAUCCAAAUAUUAUUUAUACAAAUGAAUACGGUACACCAAUGGAUCAUUAUCAAUCGAAUACGUCCCAAGGAAAUGGAAACAAUAGCUCAAAUGAUCGUGCUCGUUCACCGGCUACUCAACGAGGUAGAUCACCAGCUAAACCUCCAUUUACUACAUCACAGCAACAGUCACAACAACAGCAACAACAACAACAACAGCAGCAGCAGCAGCAACAACAGCAACAGCAACACAAGCAGCAAGAUGAGCCUGAACUUAAAAUGGCUAAAGAUACAGAUGGUCCAAUUCCAAUGCCAGCACCGGCUUCUUCUUCCGCUUCAGCAUCUACAACCCAAUCUUCUGAUCAACAAGUUCCAUCAGGUGAUAAUUCAGCAUCAGCGCAUGUUCCAUCACCACCACCACCACCACCACCAUCAACAUCACAACAACCUGUACGUGAUCUUAAUGCAUUAGCUUUAGAAAAGCUUCAACAAAUUAAACAAAGUUUGGACGAUCUUGAAAAUCAAGUUGACAAGUUCACUGGCUCAACUCGUAAUGAGCGUGCCUAUAAAUUACUUGAUGAACAAGCAUUGAAAAUAAUGAUACGUUGCGAUGAACUAGUCGAUGUUAGUGCUGAUAUAAAAGAAAAACGAAAAGAAAUGAUACGCAAUGUAGAAAAAGUAAUUGGUCAACUUGAAUCGAAAGUUCCACAAACUCCUGUUGCGGAACAAAAUAGUAAUCCUAUGGAAACAGCAACUACUUCUAUUAGUGAGUCACUCAGCAAUACUAAAAAUAAAAGCAUACAAGAAACUAUUGAAAAUUCAUCUUCAAGUCUGCCGCAAGCAAAUGUCUCCUCUUCAAUAUCAGCAUCAACAGAACAAUCAACAUCAACAUAA
This is a messenger RNA of Rotaria socialis, 1641 nucleotides long. The record is from the annotation of a GenBank genome assembly. Lineage: Eukaryota; Metazoa; Rotifera; Eurotatoria; Philodinida; Philodinidae.